This is a messenger RNA of Anthostomella pinea, 2076 nucleotides long. NCBI's taxonomy places the organism in Eukaryota, Fungi, Ascomycota, Sordariomycetes, Xylariales, Xylariaceae. The record is from the annotation of a GenBank genome assembly.
AUGCCGGGCGCGUCUCUUGUACUAAACUCGCUCGAUCUCCUGUCCGUGUCCUCGCCCGGCAGCCGUGCCCUCAGUCUCAACUCCAAGCCCGACAGCUACGAUGCCAAUGGCCCAAGUCUUCCGACCCAACUGAACUUCUACCUGUCUUCGUCGACCCUACCCUUGGGCGCCGACCCGGUCCUGUUCGACAACCUCGCGGCUUCUCAACCGUCAGAUCUCGGCCUGGUCUGGGCGUCGUCAACAAUGCCACACCUAGACACCAGCGACGGGAACUAUAUAGGCUUCAAACUUCCAGCGGGCCGCCCCAACGCCGUCGCUCUUAGCACGACGGCCGACUACCACACUUUCCUCGACCAGCAACGGCAGCACCAGUCCGGCCGCGAAAGCGGCCCGCAACACGAAGCUCCUCCAAGCCCUCGAAAAUGGCUAUCGCUGCCACAUACGAGGAGGACAGUGAAGACAGGCACGCGUGGCAACGGGGACAGCGCCAGCGCCGCCAGGUGCCGGAGGAAGAAGGAGGAUAGACGAGCGCGAAGCCGGGCCGUCAGAGAACUAGCCUCGUCACCACAACUACAACCACAACCACUGCCCACGCGCCAGGACGUGGAGGAAUUCGAGGCUCUACCCUUGGCUGUCAGACGCAAGUACUUUUCCACCCUCGAGCGUCUUCGUUUCGCGCAAACAUCCGGCACCCUCGACCAGACGUCGCGUGACAAACCUUGUCGAGGCCCGCGAGAUCGAGGAGCACACCACCCCGAACGGACUGCAGUGCGACGGCCCGCCACCACCUCGCCUACCUCGCCUACCUCACCAACCCACCGGGACCACGCCGCCUCGGUGGAACCCUUGUCCCUGGCGAAGCUCCCCGCCAAGAUCCGGGAAAAGCAUCUCACCAGGGAAGAGCAACUCGCCGUUGCCAAACAGCUGAGGGAGAGCGUCAUCCUAGAUGCUGCCGACGAAGCCAUCUAUAAGAUCGGCCGUCGCGCAAGCCGCCACCUGAGCCCCCAGGUCUACACGCCCACCUUGUCAUCGUCAGCUCGGCCCAGCAUGGACUCGCUGCCAAGUGACAAACAGCUACCCGUGCCUGACCAGCCGCACGAUGCCUUCUACGAUAGCUUUCGAUGGCUCGACCAGGACGACGACCUCGACCUGCGGCUGACCCUCGAUGACUACCACGCCGACUACCAGGAACCGAAGGCCUUGCCAACCUCGGAACCGCUGUACUCGUUACGCCGGCGCCUCUCCAUCUCCAAGAGGCCAUUCGGUCGUUCCUCGCUCUCCUCUAGUCGACCGGCCACCAAAGAUUCGCCCACGCCGCCUCAGGUCGCCUACCCACAACACGUGCGACGGAAGUCCCGAGCGUUAUCCCUCGUUACCCCAAAGCAUGGGCCCCAAGCCUCUCUGGCGUCAAUUGACCCAGAAGCAGCUCACUAUCAGGACCCCGAGGCCCGCUUGAAGCUGCGGGUCUACCUUGCCUCGCCGCAGAAGUUCGACGAGGCAAUCGAGUUUGGAUUCCCCUCCAACGAUGUCCGCUUCGCAGGACUGAACAGAGACGCCGCGGGCACUGGCAAGAGCUACCACCGAAUGAUGUCACCGGACCCGGAGAACUUCAAGACGUUCCUGGCCGAUGACAAGUCGUCCAUCUACAGCGACGACAUCUCGAUACCAGAUGAGUCGCCGAGGACACCCCACACGCCCGACCGACACGUGCAGACCAUGACGCCACUGCAGCGACGACCGAGCGAGCAUGAUGGCAGCCCCCACCAGUACUCGGAGGGCUAUGCGCAGGCGCCGGCGGCUUCGCGAGAGAUGACACUCCGGAUGACGCUGACAAGGCCCGACCUCCGGGCCCGCGAGGACCAGAUGUACGGACGACAGGGAAAAGCGCCCCAGCAGGCGGCCGGGAGGGUUUCCCAGUCGUCGGCACCACGAGCUGCCACGCCGGCACCGACUACACAGACGCGGGACGCGAACAAGGAGAGCAUGGACCGGAUAUUUGCCGAUAUCGACCAGGAGCUGGGUCCUCAGGCUGACGGCGUCGUGAAGCGAUUUUGGAACCGCGUACGACGCAAUUAG